Messenger RNA from Cucurbita pepo subsp. pepo (vegetable marrow), 1146 nucleotides. Its product is annotated as protein BIG GRAIN 1-like E. Gene Ontology annotation, biological process: auxin-activated signaling pathway. Lineage: Eukaryota; Viridiplantae; Streptophyta; Magnoliopsida; Cucurbitales; Cucurbitaceae. The record is from RefSeq and is a predicted model, not a curated record.
UAAAGCACAAUUUCCUUUCAUUUUCAUGUGGGUCUUCCUCUUAAUUCAUUUCCAUUUCUCACACUACAAUAUCUCCCAAGAUCCCUCUUAUGUCCUUCAAUUCUUCCAUAUAUAUAGCUUUUUACAUUAAGUUUUGCACAAGAAGAUCGCCCUUCGGAAGAACAAAGAUGUCGCUCUCGAGCUCGGAGAUGAUCAAUAAGAAGAUGUUCCACCAUAGGAGAGCUUCGAAGGAGCUCGAGGUAUUUGAAGCUGCUCGAUAUUUCUCCGAUUACAAUGAAACUUCGGCGACGAUGAACGGUUUCGGCACAAAGUUUACUCCGAAAGUGAAGAAGAAAGACAAAGGAUGGAUCAAAGGGAGAAUCAGCUUAGACAUGCAGGUGAAGAACAUCCUUAAUCUCCCCGAACAUUUCCCCCAACAUUCUUACAAUGUUGAAAAACAUGUUACAAAGGAGAAGAAGUACAAACAACCAAGCUCACCUGGUGGGAGACUAGCAAGCUUUCUAAACUCUCUCUUUAGCCAUUCAAGUUCGAAGAAGAAGAAGUCGAAACUUUUUGCGCAAUCCGUGGAAGACAUAGCGGAAGACGAAAGCCGAACGUCGAAGAGAAGGAUUAGCAUCAGCCAUUUUCGAUCCUCGAAUGCGGCUGCAACGGAUGCUAAGUUCAUCUAUUCUUCGUCUCCGGGCAAUAAUUCAGGUUUCAGAACACCACCUCCGCACGUUCAAACCCCGACAAAGAGCUACAAGGAACUAUUGUCGUUUUCGAAGUUCACCCGACACGUAAAAUCAGCAGAGACGUUGGAGAAACGGGCUUCGAAACAAAAGAAGAAGAAUUUGAGUAAUUGUUCUUCAGAAAAAGAUAGGGUUUGGGUUGAAAAACCAUUGGGAGAUGAAGAAAUGAAGAAAAAAUUGAAGAAAUUUGAGCAUGACAUUAAUAUUAUUGAUGAUAUUGAUGAUAUUGAUGAUGGUGGAGAAACAGAUUCCAGCUCAGAUUUGUUUGAAUUACAGAUCUAUGAUUUGGAUUAUUACUCAAAUGGGUUGCCUGUUUAUGAAUCUACUGAUAUUGAUAGCAUCAAGAGAAGAAAUUCAAUCUCUAAUGGUGUUUGUUGAGAUGUAAGAAGAACAAACUUGGUCUUUAAUGAAGUUUUGU